Molecule: messenger RNA, 633 nt
Organism: Drepanopeziza brunnea f. sp. 'multigermtubi' MB_m1
Lineage: Eukaryota; Fungi; Ascomycota; Leotiomycetes; Helotiales; Drepanopezizaceae
Source: RefSeq, a predicted model, not a curated record
AUGCCUUUUAAGCAAGUAACUCAGUCUAAUAGAAUCGUUAAGCGCGGCCGAGGCCGUCUAAGAAAUUCUUUGUCCGCUUUAACUAUCGCUACUGCUGUAGCUGCGGCGGCGGCGGCGGUUAUACCUCGCAUUCUUACUUUCGAGCCUCGCACUUCCACUUUCGAAGCUUCGCUCUUUCUUUUAAACCCUUUUAUUAAGCGCCUGCUUAUGCUAACGACCGUCAAAGCCUUAAAGUGCAUCAAGUGCAUCAAUAAUAAGAUUAUAUCGAAGUCUAAUAAAAACUGUUAUAAUUGCGAUACGAGCGUUAUACGCUGUCUUCGAUAUGCUAAAGGUAGCUAUAGCAACUGCACCGUUGCUUUUGCCGCUGCUAACACCGCUUUCGAUAACUUCAGUCUCCGAAAUGCUAUACGACAACAGUUCGCUUUAGAUGCUGCUCUUUUAAAAGGUGCUGCUAAUAGUUUAAGCGGUCUAGCGAAUGAAACAGCCCUUGCGCUUGCGCUAGCCGCCUUUAUUGCUUUCGUCGCUCUCGCUGCUUUCGUCGCACUUAUUAUCGUCGCUUUCUUUACGUUAGUUAUUACGCUUACCGCUCUUGCGGCGGCGCUCGCUAUUGCUAUAACUCUUGCGGAGCGCUAA